Apus apus (common swift) is the source of this 1116-nucleotide messenger RNA. It is a transcript of the gene CCN6, whose product is annotated as cellular communication network factor 6. Gene Ontology annotation, biological process: cell adhesion; signal transduction. Bases 1 to 1116 code for a protein of 371 amino acids. The transcript is spliced from 5 exons. Lineage: Eukaryota; Metazoa; Chordata; Aves; Apodiformes; Apodidae. Gene Ontology annotation, molecular function: heparin binding; integrin binding. The record is from RefSeq and is a predicted model, not a curated record. Gene Ontology annotation, cellular component: extracellular region; extracellular matrix.
AUGCUGAGUGAAAACCUGAGUGUCCCAGUGGACCUGAACAUGAGCCAGCAACGCUCCCCUAUGGCAAAGAAGGCCAUCAGUGCCCUGGCCUGCGUUAGAAACAGCACUUCCAGCAGGAUGAGGAAGGUGUCUGCUACACAGCACUGCCCACCAGCGAAGCCCGGAGGAGAUCCCGCGGCCGGAGCAGCCCAGCGGCGCCCGCAGCUGUGCCAGUGGCCGUGCAGAUGCCCCCCCGUGCCCGCCUGCAGCCCCGGGGUCAGCCUGGUGCAGGACGGCUGUGGCUGCUGCAGGGUGUGUGCCAGGCAGGCAGGGGAGCCCUGCGACGAGGCUGCCACCUGUGACCCCCACAAAGGGCUCUACUGCGACUACUCGGGAGACCAGCCUAGGUAUGAAACGGGCGUGUGUGCAUAUCUGGUGGCUGUAGGAUGUGAGCUCGAUGGAGUUUAUUAUCUUAACGGGCAGAGCUUCCAGCCUCACCCCCUGUACCAGUGCCUGUGCGUCAGCGGGGCCAUCGGCUGCACGCCCGCCUUCGCGCCCCGAGCGGCCGCCGGGGCCCCGGGCAGACACGAGCCUGGACGCUCCACCUGUGGGCCCGGACGGCAGAAGCAGCUUCAACCCGCCAAGUACAGACUGCUCUCAGCUUACAGAAGCCCACCAGUGGUGCCGAAGAACAAGUGCCUGGUGCAGGUGACCCGCUGGAGCCCCUGCUCCAGGACCUGUGGCCUUGGCAUCUCCAGCAGGGUGACCAACGACAACAGGAGGUGUGAGAUGAAAAGGGAAAAGAGGUUGUGCUUCAUCCAGCCCUGCCUGACCAAUACCCUGAAGGUGAUCAAGAUUCCCAGAGGGAAAACAUGCCAGCCCACUUUCCAGCUGCCUGCAGCAGAAAAACUGUUUUUCUCCGGGUGCUCCAGCACACGAAGCUACAAACUGACCUUCUGUGGGGUGUGCCUGGACAGGAGGUGCUGCGUCCCCAGCCAGGCCAGCACGGUCACCGUGCAGUUCGAGUGCCCCCGGGAAGGCUCCUUCCAGUGGAGGAUGCUCUGGAUCAGCUCCUGCGUGUGCCAGAGGGCCUGCACAGCUCCAGGGGACACCUUCUCUGAGCUCAGAGCCUUGUGA